GGUCAUUCUCAUCACACAUGUUGACGACUUCAGAAUUAAAUUUAUAAUCAUAAGAAUGAAACAAUUAUUUCGCAUAACGACACCUAUUUUCUAUGCAAACUCAGUACCUCACAUUGGUCAUGUAUAUACGGCCCUGAUUGCCGAUGCAGCAGCAAGAUGGAAUAUUCUCUUAGGCAAAGACACACUCUUCUCAACGGGGACGGAUGAACAUGGACUAAAGGUAGAAAGAGAGUCCAAGAAAAAAGGACUAAAUACUCUGCAAUUUUGCAACAAAAUAUCUAAACAAUUUCAGCACCUAUUCGAUGACUUGGAUAUAAAAUAUACCGAUUUCAUUAGAACAACAGAACAAAGGCAUUUUUCGGCUGUUAAACAAUUUUGGGAAAAAUUAAGACAAAACGGAAUGAUUUAUAAAGAUUCUUAUUCAGGAUACUAUUCAAUUGUUGACGAAUGUUUUAUCACUAAAGAUGAGUUGAUUAAAAGUAAAAAUGAGCAAGGAGAAGAUUGUUAUGUUUCAAAAAGUAACUAUCAACCGGUUAUUUGGAUGGAAGAAGAGAAUUACAUGUUUAAGUUAUCAGAAUUUACAGAUCCACUUCGAAAAUGGUUAGAUACCAAAGUCAUAUAUCCAGAACAUUUUGAGAAUACUGUUCGCUCGUGGCUUAAUGACGGGUUGCCUGAUUUGAGCAUCAGUAGAAGUAAGGAAAGAUUGCAUUGGGGUAUUCCUGUUCCUGAGGACGGAAAUCAAGUCAUAUAUGUUUGGCUUGAUGCCUUGGUAAAUUAUCUUACAGUUUGCAAUUAUUUCUCCGGUGAGUCAAUCUGGCCAGUUGAUUGUCAUAUCGUAGGAAAGGAUAUUCUCAAAUUCCACGCUAUAUAUUGGCCAGCUUUUCUUAUGGGAGCAGGUCUCCAGCUACCAAAAAAGAUAGUUUGUCAUUCUCAUUGGACAGUAAAUAACCUCAAAAUGUCAAAGAGUAUAGGAAACGUUGUUGAUCCUCAAGAGUUAGCUACAAAAUACCAAACCGAUGGAUUGAGAUACUUUCUCUUAAGAGAAGGUACUCUUGGUUCAGACGGAAAUUUUUGUGAAAAAAGAAUGAUUGAAGUACUUAAUGCAGAAUUAUGUAACGUUCUAGGGAAUUUAUUAAACAGAGUUUCAUCUCAAUCAAUAAAUAAAGAUCAGAUUUUCCCUGCACAUGAUGAACUUAUCUUUAAGAAAAUAGCAGAUGUAAAUGAUCAUAACUUGUUAUUUGGAAUGAAAAAUUUGACAGAUUCCGUAGGAGAAAAAUAUGAACAAUACGAGUUUCAUAGAGCAAUCGUUAGUAUUAUGGAUCAACUGCGAAAUGUUAAUAGUUUUGUUGAUCGGCAUAAACCUUGGAUUUUGGCUAAAGAAAAUAAAAAGGAGGAGUUAGAUUGUAUAUUGAAUAUAACAAUGGAAAAUUUGCGAAUUUGUGGAAUUCUGUUACAACCUAUAAUACCGCGUCUAUCCGAUAGACUAUUAACAACUUUGGGAAUUGGAAAACAUGAAAGAACAACGAAGCACUUGAAUACUAUACUAAAUUUGUCUACAAAUAAGCCUAUAUGCAGUAUCGGAUCUUUGUAUAGCAGAAUAAAAAUCUGAUUUUUGAUAAUUAAUGUCUAAAAAAUUCUAGAGAGCUGGAGUAUACAAAUUUUAAUUUUCCAUUCAAAGGAACUGGAAAAGAGAUAAUGACAAAUUGUUCGUGGAUCAGGUUGCUCUGUAUGUUUAGCCGGCUACUAUUAAAUACUAUUAUUUUCGUACAAAUUUGAAUAUUUAAAAUUAAACACGGAAAUUUAAAGUUAUAAUUUUUUUUUAAAUUUUGUUUAAUUGUUCUGAUUAUGAUUUCAAUUUACAUACGAAAAUAU
This is a messenger RNA of Dimorphilus gyrociliatus, 1872 nucleotides long. Lineage: Eukaryota; Metazoa; Annelida; Polychaeta; Dinophilidae. The record is from the annotation of a GenBank genome assembly.